This is a messenger RNA of Python bivittatus (Burmese python), 428 nucleotides long. The record is from RefSeq and is a predicted model, not a curated record. NCBI's taxonomy places the organism in Eukaryota, Metazoa, Chordata, Lepidosauria, Squamata, Pythonidae.
GGAUAAGCCCUGAUGUUUCGCAGAGCCUCUCUUCACUCCGUUCCCCAAAUCCGUCCCUGCACCAGCAUGGGAGGGCGACGUCCAGCCCGGUGAGCAGCGCCGGGCUUCUGGGCGCCCCGGGCGGGAAGGAUGGGCUCCCCCCAGGGCUACCGAGCUUCGUGGUGGACUUUCCUUCUGCACCAGGCGCCGCAUAUCAACUUCCAGUUCGAGGCAGCGGGGAGCGAAUUUGCUCCAGAGGAUUUGGGCUACCAGCAGGCACUUCUGUUUCUGGCCAGCAUCUCGGGUCUGUGCUUUGCCAUCAGUCUAGUUCUCAUCUGCGUCUACCUGAUCCGCUUUUGCUGCUGCAGUAACGAAGAUGAGGAGGAAACCAAGACGCAAAGGGUUUGCUGUGUCACCUGGAGCUGCGUUGCAGCUGUUAUCAUCUGCUG